CAUGUCCCUGUGCGUCUCUGUCUUUGGACUGGUUUGUCUCGUCUCUCUUUUUUCUGGUUGUGAGGGGCGGAGCUCCACUCCAGCACCAGACUAUGACUAUAACUCCACCUUCUACUACACCUUCUACAGUAAUGCAUCUCAUGAUGAUCUGGAGGAGUUCCUAAACUCCAGUGAUGUCAAUGGAGACGAGGAGGAGACAUUUUCCACGGAAACGGCCUCAGAAACGCCCAUAGCAACCACAGCCGGGGCUGGGGUCAGAGGAGCCGCAUCACUUCCUGUUUGUGCGGACUCAACUCUGAUGUGGACCCUCAGCGUGAUGAUCCUGAACGCACCACGAGCCCUCUGACUCAACCACACCAAACACAGGACUAAACCAGAACUAAACCAGGACUAAACACUGAACCAGGACUAAACCAGAACUGAACCAGGUCUAAACCAGAACUGAACCAGGUCAAAACCAGGACUAAACACUGAACCAGGACUAAACCAGAACUGAACCAGGAUUAAACCAGGACUAAAUCAGGACUGAACCAGGAUUAAACCAGGAAUAAACACUGAACCAGGACUAAACCAGGACUAAACCAGAAUUAAACCAGGAUUCAACCAGGACUAAAUACUGAACCAGGUCUAAACCAGGACUGAACCAGGAUUAAACCAGGACUAAACACUGAACCAGGACUAAUUCAGGACUAAACCAGGACUAAACACUGAACCAGGACUAAACCAGGACUGAACCAGGAUUAAACCAGGACUAAACACUGAACCAGGACUAAACCAGGACUAAAUCAGGACUAAACCAGGAUUAAACCAGGACUAAACACCAGGUCUAAACCAGGACUGAACCAGGAUUAAACCAGGACUAAACACGGAACCAGGACUAAACUAGGACUAAACCAGGACUAAACCAGGAUUAAACCAGGACUAAACACUGAACCAGGACUAAACCAGGACUGAGCCAGGAUUAAACCAGGACUAAACACGGAACCAGGACUAAACCAGGACUAAACCAGGACUAAACCAGGAUUAAACCAGGACUAAACACUGAACCAGGUCUAAACCAGGACUAAACACUGAACCAGGACUAAACCAGGGUUGAACCAGCAUUAAACCAGGACUAAACACUGAACCAGGACUAAAUCAGGACUAAACCAGGACUAAACCAGGACUAAACCAGGACUAAACCAGGACUAAACCACGACUUAACCACGACUAAACCCUGAACCAGGACUGAAACAAAGUAAACAAGGACUAAACCAGAACUGAAUGAGGACGUAACCAGGAAAAAAGCAAGCCUGAACCAGGACUAAACCAGGACUGAACAAGUACCAGAGCUCUGCUUUUGUGGGUGAUUUUUGGCUGUGAUUCCCUCUGUGUCCAUCAGAGGGAGCAGUAUCCCCAUGUUUCUGAUUCAAAAUUUCUGUUUUCAUAAUUUUUUUAAUUUUCUUUUGUUUUAGUGAGACAUGAUAAUUUAUGAGGUUAAAGGGGGUUAAGUGUAUUUUAUAUACUAUAAAACAAAACUUAAGACGUGGUUUAGUCCAGGUUUAGUCCUGGUUUAGACCUGGUUCAGUCCUGGUCCUGCUUUAGUUCUGAUUUAGUCCUGGUUUAGUUCUGGUUUAGUCCUGCUUUAGACCUGCUUUAGACCUGGUUCAGUCCUUUUAUUUAAUUUGUGAUUUUUGUCUUGUUUGGUGAAUGUAUUUUUCAG
Messenger RNA from Periophthalmus magnuspinnatus, 1702 nucleotides. RefSeq lists its product as uncharacterized. The coding region runs from base 2 to 346 and encodes 114 amino acids. The transcript is spliced from 5 exons. NCBI's taxonomy places the organism in Eukaryota, Metazoa, Chordata, Actinopteri, Gobiiformes, Gobiidae. The record is from RefSeq and is a predicted model, not a curated record.